AUGAGGUCGGGAGAUGACGAGGGGAGUAGGGAGCGUCGAGGGUCCCGAGGAAAGCCCAGCGUUUUUCUGCUGGGCUUUGGCUCCCGCUUGCUCCUCCUCUCCACCAAUCAGCUUCCACCGCUGAUUCGCGGUCCUGCAAUGAUCUACCGCUUCCUUUUUCAGUCCAUCAUCUCAGAAUCAUUUGGUUCGCUUUAUACAGGACGCGUUCUACUCCGUCCCGUUCAUGCUCGAUUCUGCACACAAUAA
This is a messenger RNA of Penicillium concentricum, 246 nucleotides long. RefSeq lists its product as uncharacterized. Lineage: Eukaryota; Fungi; Ascomycota; Eurotiomycetes; Eurotiales; Aspergillaceae. The record is from RefSeq and is a predicted model, not a curated record. Bases 1 to 246 code for a protein of 81 amino acids. The transcript is spliced from 4 exons.